AGAGCUUGCUAGCUAGGCAUUUUGGUCAUUUUACAAAUCUCUCCGCAUUCAUUGUAUCAAAUGGUGAAUCCGCUGGUACUUUACCCCCGCUCCUCAGCUUUCCCUUUUCCACCAUCUUCUUCCAACCACUGCGAACGCCAAAAUUUCAGAAAUAUGAGUCCCAUCUUUCCUCUCGCUUAGGCCAAACAUAUUGCGCAAGAUCUUGUAAACUUUCUGUGGAAAGCAAAGCAUGGAAUCCACCAAACCCACAACCUCCCAUGUUCCCUAGCUAGUACUAUAUAUAUAUAUAUAUAUAUAUAUGUUGAGCCUUGCACAAGAGCUAGAUUUCCCCUUCGCUGGAGAGAGCUGAUGAUCAGUAGGAAAGAGAGAGAGCAAGAGUACGUAAGACAGUCGAUCCUCCACAUCUCUGGCGGCCUAGCUUCACGAGAUCAGUCCCGGCCCCCUCCCUUUCCCGGCCGCACCACAAUAUUCUUCCAUCACUUCAUAUCCUAUCCUUAAUUUCUCCCAUAAAAUACUAUUCCUCAUCCUCCAUCGAUCUCUUUCCCCCUAAUCAUCGGAAGCCAAAACUUUGAAUUACAUCUGCAGAUCACUCCUCCUCUCCUCUUGCAUCAGCAUAGCAUAGAGAAGAUUAAUUAUUACCACCUGCACAAACUAGCUAGCUACCUAUUUCCACUCUCAUCUGAGUUUGUCCUUUUUUCCUUUCUUCUUUUUUUUUUUUCUUUUUUUUUUUUUCUUUUUUCAUCUGGUGCUCUCUCUCUCUCUCUCUCUCUCUCUCUCUCUCUCUCUCUCUCUCAGAGGUGACCAUCAUCAUCCUAACAUGCCACCCAUAUAAUUAAUGUAAGCCACUUAUAAUUUCACGUACAACUACUCUUGUUCACACAUACACGCUCACACCCCAGACUCGAUCGAAGUAGUCUCCUAUAACUGAUCUCUCCUCCUCCCAUUCCAAACGAAAAGUUACCUAGCUGGGCAGCCGACAACCCUAACAGUAGCGGUACACUCGAUCGAUCGAUCGAUCGAGUCGAGUCCAUCCAGUUCCGCCCGCCAUGAACGUAUUCCCCAACACACCCGACAGCCCUCCUUCCGAUCCCUUCAUCUCCGCCGCCGCCGCCGCCGCCUCGUCCUCCUCCUCGGCCGCAGCCGCAGCCGCAGCCGCCGCGGCGUCUUCGUCCUCGUCGUUGUCGUCUCAAUCGCAGUCGCAGUCGCCUUCGCUGAGCCGGUACGAGUCGCAGAAGCGGCGGGACUGGAACACGUUCGGGCAGUACCUGAAGAACCACCGGCCGCCGCUGUCGCUGUCGCGGUGCAGCGGGGCGCACGUGCUGGAGUUCCUGCGAUACCUGGACCAGUUCGGGAAGACGAAGGUGCACACGCAGAUGUGCCCCUUCUACGGCCACCCCAACCCCCCGGCCCCAUGCCCCUGCCCACUCCGCCAGGCCUGGGGCUCCCUCGACGCGCUCAUCGGCCGCCUCCGCGCCGCCUUCGAAGAGAACGGGGGCAAGCCCGAGGACAACCCCUUCGGGGCCCGUGCUGUCAGGCUCUACCUCCGCGAAGUCCGCGAGCUGCAGGCCAAGGCCCGCGGCAUCAGCUACGAGAAGAAGAAGCGCAAAAAGCCUGCAGCCCAGCACCCAACUCAGUCCGCCUCAACGCACGGCAGCGCCACCGACGGCUGCGGCCCCUCGUCCGAAAGAAACCCUCCUCCUCCUGCUACAGCAAGCAAGCAAGCAAGCAACUACCGAUCGAGAGCACACGUACACGAACGUACCUCUAUCUAUGAUCACUUUGAUAGAUAGAUGUUAGAGCUGAGGGUUUCUCAGCUUGCCGGUGCGAUCUUAAUUAUUGCUCGGUUAGCGGCGGCGGCGGCAGCAGCAGCAGCAGCAGUGGGCCGGGAAGAGAAGGGAAGGGAAGGCUAUUAGGGAAUUAGCUAGGGAAGGGAAGGGGAGGAGUAUAAUAGUAAUAAUAAUAAUAUAAUAUUAGUUUUAGUGUAGUAGUAGUAGUAGUAGGAGGAGGAGGAAGAGGAGGAGGAGGCAGCUUGCUAAGUAGCUAAUAAUAGUAGUAUUACAAGUUGUAGCUAGGUUCUAUUACUUACUUACUGGUGGAAUUAGCGGUAGACAAAUCGAGCAAGCGGUACUGUGGAUGGCACUGAUAGAUCAUUGCUUGAUGGAAUGUACUUUGGGGGUGAGGGUGGGUUGCAUUGGAUUCGGACAUCACAUUCUCCUUUGCGGAUUGUUUCUUUUUAUGGUAUUAAAGUAGCGGUGGGAGCUCCAUGGGGGAGACCAUAAGGCACUGUAUGGAGGAGUUGCCUUGUCCACAUGUUCAUGGCUUAAGACUGUGGAGUCACUGCAUAUAUAUUAUGUCUUGUGAAGCCCUUUCCGGCUACUCUUUUUUAGUGUAUGUUUACUUAAUUUGUGUUUCCUCAUUUUGAGAACAUCUAAAUCUGCUCCGAGUUUCUGGAGCUUUGCUUCUGGUUAUUCGGAUUGCUUAUAAAUUUUCUUGUUGUGGAGGUAAUUAAAGAGCCGAGUUUGUCUUCUCAGGCUAGGCUGAAUGCUUCAGCUAGCGUUUUUUAAUUUUAA
Ananas comosus (pineapple) is the source of this 2570-nucleotide messenger RNA. RefSeq names its product protein LIGHT-DEPENDENT SHORT HYPOCOTYLS 4-like. Gene Ontology annotation, biological process: response to light stimulus; mRNA transcription. Bases 1047 to 1790 code for a protein of 247 amino acids. The record is from RefSeq and is a predicted model, not a curated record. Lineage: Eukaryota; Viridiplantae; Streptophyta; Magnoliopsida; Poales; Bromeliaceae. Gene Ontology annotation, cellular component: nucleus. The transcript has 2 exons.